Messenger RNA from Helianthus annuus (common sunflower), 528 nucleotides. RefSeq names its product stress-response A/B barrel domain-containing protein DABB1-like. Bases 1 to 528 code for a protein of 175 amino acids. The transcript has a single exon. The record is from RefSeq and is a predicted model, not a curated record. NCBI's taxonomy places the organism in Eukaryota, Viridiplantae, Streptophyta, Magnoliopsida, Asterales, Asteraceae.
AUGUCUGCACACCAACAAAUUGUUGAACACAUCGUCCUCCUCAGCGUCAAACCCGACAUUGACUAUACCAAAGUCGAGAACAUGAUAAAUGAAGUCAACGGAUUGAUUUCACUCAACUUCAAACUCCAUCUCAGUGUAGGAAAAAUCCUCCAGUCUACCUCCACUUCACCAAACUUCAGUCACAUAAUCCACUGUCGUUUCAGGUCAACGGAUGACUUGCAGACGUACAACCAACAUCCGGAGCACCUAAGCGUCCUCAAGAAUACACAACCAUUACUUGAUGACUUCAUAGUUGUUGACUUUUUAUCCAAUCGUAGUUGCGAUUCUCUGAAGCCAGGAUCUGCGAUGAGAGUUACGUUAUUGAAGUUAAAGGAGGAUUUGGUUGAACAUGAGAAAGGUAAGUUGGUGGAAGAACUUAAAAGUCAGUUUAAAAGGACAGAUGAUAUACGUCUUGGUUACCAAUGGGGAAGCGUUCUAGUCGCAGCCUCAUCAAGAUCAUAUGGCCUGUUUAUGGCUGCAAGAACAUGA